UCCCAUCUCAGAUGGCGCUGUAAAUCAAAACAGGUAGAAACAAAUAACAGAUCACUGAAAUGCCACUGUCAUUAUUCGGAAAUAAGUUUUCUCCCAAGAAGACUCCCCCAAGACGAGCACAUUCUCUCUCCAAUCUCCAUCUCGAUGCCACUCAGACUCGGGAGGAAUUCGGUCCCGAGGUCGGACCAGUCAAGCUAAAACUGGGAGGAAGCGAGAUUCAGUUUGAAAAUGGAAUGUGGAUGGCAGAGAGUGGUCCAGGGGGAGCUAGCCAUAAAGAAGUCAUGAAACUGCGCAAACAAAAUCAACUUCUGUCAGAGGAAAACAACCUUCUUAAGCUAAAAAUAGAUGUUCUCCUUGACAUGGUAAGUUGCUUUCGAUUUAUAUACUCAUAUUGUGUCGAGAACUUUAAAAUCAUGCUUAUAAUAAGAAAUAUUAAUCAAAACCUGUAGUUAUAUAUUUACCUUCAAUAAAAGCGCACAUAAAAUACUAAAUUAUUAAAUGAAUUAUUUUUUGUUUAUGUUUUACGGUUAGCAGAAGCUACAGCAGUGUCACAUUAUCAUGAGAACGAAUUAAAGCAACUCAAAGGUCAAGUCAGUAGGAAGAAAUAGCCAUCUUGCUGCAGUCAUAUAUUUCCUGUGAUAAAACAUAGUCAUUGAAUGCAUGUACUCUCAUCAACUCAUGUGUAAAUGUGUUGUACUGUGAAUGUGAUUGGUGUACAUU
Saccostrea cuccullata (small rock oyster) is the source of this 720-nucleotide messenger RNA. RefSeq names its product protein chibby homolog 1-like. The transcript has 3 exons. Bases 60 to 449 code for a protein of 129 amino acids. The record is from RefSeq and is a predicted model, not a curated record. Lineage: Eukaryota; Metazoa; Mollusca; Bivalvia; Ostreida; Ostreidae.